Molecule: messenger RNA, 765 nt
Organism: Diceros bicornis minor
Lineage: Eukaryota; Metazoa; Chordata; Mammalia; Perissodactyla; Rhinocerotidae
Gene: NMU
Product: neuromedin U
Exons: 10
Coding region: 97-621 (174 amino acids)
Biological process (GO): regulation of smooth muscle contraction
Molecular function (GO): neuromedin U receptor binding
Source: RefSeq, a predicted model, not a curated record
GCGAGCGGCGCGCCAGGGACGCGAGGCACCGCCAGGGCAGCGCGUGGAGCAGCGCAGCGCAGGGUCCCGAGCCCGGAGCCGCCCGCAGGCGCCGAGAUGCCGCGAGCAGCGAGCCGCCGCCCCGGGCCGCCCCCCGGACAGGUGGCCGCGGCGUCCCCGCUGCUGCUGCUGCUGCUGCUGCUCGCCUGCUGCGCGGGCGCCUGCCGAGGUGCUCCAAUAUUACCUCAAGGAUUACGGCCUGAACAAGAACUACAGUUGUGGAAGGAGAUAGAUACUGCUUGCUCUUUUCUCCUGUCCAUCGAUUCUCAGCCUCAGGCAUCCAAUGCAUUGGAGGAGCUUUGCUUCACAAUUAUGGGGACUCUACCAAAGCCCCAGGAAACAGAUGAAAAAGAUAAUACCAAAAGGUUCUUAUUUCAUUAUUCAAAGACACAGAAGUUGGGCAAUUCAAAUGUUGUGUCGUCUGUCGUGCAUCCGUUGCUGCAGCUCGUUCCUCAACUGCAUGAGAGAAGAAUGAAGAGAUUCAAAGUGGACGAAGAAUUUCAAGGUCCUUUUGCAAGCCAAAGUCGCAGAUAUUUUCUAUUCAGGCCACGCAAUGGAAGAAGGUCAGAAGGUUACAUUUAAAAUGGUAUGAUACCAUUUUCCACAGAAGCAACACCAUGGAAUAUAAAAUGUACUGACAUUUUGUUUUCUUCUCAAAAACAAUCCUUGCUAAGUUUACCAUGUUUGAGAAUCCCUGCGUUGUAAACAUUCUCAAUAAAAGUUGAU